ACGGCUCCACGCCUUAGCUCGCACACGUAACCACAUCGUGUGUCUUUUUCCAACGCAUGGCGAGUGCGGCAAGUUGUGUCGUGCAUUGAAUGGAACGUGCGUUGACUUUGCGAUCGACUUGUUCCCUCCACCCGAAGAAACGUUCACCGUGGGCCAACACUUCGUUUCAAAGCCAAUUAACAACUAUCAGACGUAAAUAAUGGCCGAUAGCGAUGAUAAACCAAGCGCUGAGGUCCCACCAAAGGCGCAGGCGACCGACGCGGAGGACCCGGCCGGCAGUCGAGAGGAGGCGAUAGAAACUGUCGAGUCAGAAAGCACCAAGAAAACGUCGACGAAUCCGUCGGAGUAUGACAGUGCCGACAGCUUUAGUGAUGCUGAGGGUGACAAUGGGCAACCACAGGAUCAGGAUCAUGAGUCAGCUGAAGGCAGUGAAGGUUCUGGUAGUGUGACUCUGGAGCGAGAGGAAGGUGAUGGCCAGGAGAGUGUACAAUCAAAGAAAGUUGAUGAUGAUGAAGACAAAAAGAAUCCACAGUAUAUUCCGAAACGCGGAACGUUUUAUGAACAUGACGACAGGACAGCUGAGGAUAAUGAGGAAACUGCAGAAGAUCCAGAAAAAGAUAAGGAUAAAGAGGGUAAGAAGAAAAUCUGGACGGAUAAGAAAGAAAAGUGGAGUCAUGAUAAGUUUAACGACAACGAUCAAGCACCGAAAAGUAAACAGGAACUCGUGGCUAUCUAUGGGUAUGAUAUAAGGAAUGAGGAUGGGCCUCCACGUGCCAGGAGGAGGAGGCGUUAUGGUCGUGGUCCUAAUAAAUACACUCGCAAUUGGGAGGAUGAAGACGCCUAUACUAAAGCGCCACCAUUGACGAAAAAACCAAUCGUCAAGAAGAAUCGACCCAAACACGACGAACAAGAACAAGAAGAAACUGAAACUGUAGAGUUAGAAAGGCAUAAUCGAACGAAUUCAGAGGAGGCGAACAGUAGUGGUCGACAAUCGACAGAGAAUAGCAUCGAAUCUAAAAAUGAGCAAUAUUCACAUCAAACAAAACAACCACGCGAGUUUACGCCGAGGGCGAAUCAUUCGAACACCGAACGUGAUCGGGAGCGUUCGGAUAGGUAUAAUAGUAACAAAAAUCAACGCGUUGGCACCGGCCGGAUUGUAAAACCCAAUCGGGAGAUCCGCGAUUCAGAUUAUCAAGGUUUCACUAAACCGAGACAAUUUACAAAAUCUCAUGCGCAUGCGCCACAGAAUCAGAAUGUCAACGAUGACAGUUUACAAUCCCGAAACUACACGAAUCGAAGACAUGUCGAUUUAGAAAAAGAUAUGAAUCGUAUGUCAUUGAAUGAACCAGCGCAUAAGUCAAAACAACUACCGCCGCAUGCGAAUCGUCACCAUCAAAAUCCGCAACAGCAGCAAAGACAACAACCACAGCAACAGGAACAGCAGGGACCUGUUCCACCAAGGUUGCAAACCGAACAGAAAGGUUCCUCGAAACGAUACAGUUCGAUAAGGCAACGCUCGUUGCCCGAAUCUUCGAAUUCGAAUUAUAAUCAACAAGGACAUGGGUAUUAUAAUGACUAUCAGCAGCAGUCGGGUAGUCAACCGAGUGCGCCACCACCGCAGGCUCCGCAACCAAUUAUACAACCGAUGCAGUCGCAAAUGCCGGCGAUUCCCCCGCCACCUUUGCCUACGAUUCCUGCGCAGGUGCCGGUGACUACAACGCCGUUACCGCCGCAGUUUGCGAAUCCUUUCCCGCAGCCACCGCCACCGUUUCUACAACCGGCACCGCCGCCGUUUAUUCCACAACCCAGUGGACCACCGAUGCUUAAUUAUGUGCAAGGGCAGCCGCCUUAUGCACCUCCACAGGGAGCAUUUCCAGGUUAUCAACAGCAGUUUAAUCCUGUUAGUCAACCAACUGAAAUAUUUCAACCUCCCGGUGGUAUAACGUAUUACUCUACACAAGAGCAACAAGCAGCUCAACAGCGUGCGGCGAUUAAACGUCCGAAAGCAGCUAUUCCUAUAGUCCCACCACCGCCGCAUGAACCACGCGGGCGUGGCAGGAUCAUCAAGAAAACUCACAGCAACAUGAGGCCGGCGAUGCGCAGAUAUCAGCGCAUAUCGAAAGCAACGCGGUGAUGUAUGAAGAUGUGCCGGUGCAGCCUUGAUUCUAAACACAGAAAAACAGAAAACUAUUUGGUAUGUAUCCUUCCUACAUACGUUUUUAAUUCGCUAGCAGUAAGUAACAACCCCUCUCUCACGGCAAAGUAUUCACACGAUCCGAAUCCGAAUUGUUUUAGGAACAGAGUUAUGAUUUUGAACAUUUUGAUUGGUUGAUCAACCAUUAUAUUUAUUAUUUAUUGGAUAUGCACUUUUUAUUUAUUGGUUCGGAUUUUAUUGGACGGAUAUUACAUAUGUUUAAGCUAGUGCAGAAUGAAUUUUUUUAUUAUUCGUCGUAAAUUUUAUAUAAAUUGAAUGAAUGUUUAUAUAUUAUAUAUUUAAUAUGAAAUAAUAUACUCAUUAAGUAAAACUGAUUAUUUAGCGCUGGUUUGCAUACUCACUGGAUAAUAUAAAGCAUCAACAGAUAUAUAUGAUCUUACAAGAUGGCCGACAUCAAAUGACAACUGAUUCUAAGCCAAUCAGAAGCCGUCUGCUGUCAAAUGUCAAGAUGCAUGACAACUUUUCACAUCACUACUACAAUCCAGUGAAUAUUCAAAUCAGCGUUAUUUAGACAUUUAGCAAGUGAGAUGUUGCUACGAAUCAAAAUUUAUAACGCAAAACUGAAUUAAAACGUCUUUAUUUAUUACAAUUACAAAACGCA
Dalotia coriaria is the source of this 2816-nucleotide messenger RNA. RefSeq names its product CASC3 exon junction complex subunit (gene btz). NCBI's taxonomy places the organism in Eukaryota, Metazoa, Arthropoda, Insecta, Coleoptera, Staphylinidae. Gene Ontology annotation, cellular component: exon-exon junction complex. Gene Ontology annotation, molecular function: mRNA binding. The record is from RefSeq and is a predicted model, not a curated record. Gene Ontology annotation, biological process: mRNA processing.